Molecule: messenger RNA, 1758 nt
Organism: Lodderomyces theae
Lineage: Eukaryota; Fungi; Ascomycota; Pichiomycetes; Serinales; Debaryomycetaceae
Gene: SFL1
Product: Sfl1p
Exons: 1
Coding region: 1-1758 (585 amino acids)
Biological process (GO): regulation of DNA-templated transcription
Molecular function (GO): sequence-specific DNA binding; DNA-binding transcription factor activity
Source: RefSeq, a predicted model, not a curated record
AUGUCUAAAGUGCUUCACCUCAAUACACCUGCAUCUGGCGAAUCCACCAUUCUUUCGACCUGGUCUUCAACGUCUUCAAUCAGUACAUUAUCGUCCGUUGCUGCCGCAUCUUCAGAACUAGAAAUAACCAAAACUACAUUUGAACCAAGACCAAUGCUGAUUACUGGUUCCAUUAGUGGUGUGCUCGAGAGCAGCCCAUUUCAACAUGAGCAAAGAUUGGCUGAAAUGGUACUCAAUCACCCAGACAUUGCCAGGACAUCUUCCGGGAAGCCUCAAAUUGUAUUCAUCCACAAAUUGUACGACAUGUUGAGCAACGAUUCAAUCUCUCAUUUGAUCAGAUGGGCACCCGACUCCAUUUCCUUCUACAUAUUCCCCGGUGAGAGUUUUUGCAAAGUGCUUGCCCAAUACUUUAAGCACACCAAUAUGUCGUCAUUCAUUAGACAAUUGAACAUGUACGGGUUUCACAAGGUAAAUGACAAUAAUAAUUCAGUUCCUUCUUCCGAGAUCCGAAGUACUAAUUCAAAAUGGGAAUUUCGCCAUUCACAAAAUCAUUUCAAAAAGGGAGAUUUCGAGUCAUUGAAGUAUAUCAAGAGGAGAAGUUCCAAAACCACCAAUGACCAAAAAGAAGUGGUUGAUUUGAAAUCAAUUCCUCAUACAUCUGAAUAUUUACAGAGGCAAGUUGAAAAUGAGCAUUCACCAUUCGAUACCCAUUUCUCAACCCCAAGUCCAUCGCAAGCACCAAGGAACCAGUACCCUCCAUUGUUCCCUAACCAAGUCCCACAAAUGCCACAUUUUUCCAUGGAUGCACCAGCUUUUCAACCCAAUUCACUACUACAAACUCAACAUAUCGAAAGAACACCGCCAAGGUUGAAAUCUCCCUUGACUUCAAAUCAACCACCAUUGAUGACCACAACCCUACACAAUUUCAAUCAAAGCGGUCCAGAUACUACAUUGCCUUUGCCACAAACAAUACAACAAGGACAACAACAACAACAACAACAACAACAACAUCAUCAUCAUCAUCAUCAUCAUCAUCCUCGGGAUUAUGUCCAUCAAAGGCCACCAAUCACUACCCAGUACUCCUUUGAAAGUGCAAACGCAAGUGCAGCAGCAGCAGCAGUAGAUGAUACCAAAUCCACCACGUUAUCAUCAGAGGCGGAAUUUUGGAAAAGAAAGCACGCGGAUUUGACUGCUGAUUUUGACACUUUGGUCGGAAUCGUUGAACUGGGAACAAACAUUGACGUCGAGUAUCAAAGGUUCAAAAAAUCCAGGCUGGCAAGGCAACAAUUGAAUAAUCAUAGUAUGCUGAUGCCACUAAUGACAUCUUUAUCUGUUGCUUCUGCUCCUCAAUCAGAUAAUUCCACGCAUUUGUCUACCUACUACCCCCAGUUCAAACCCAAGUUCAACUUACCUGUACUCCAACAAAGAGCUGAAUCAAAGUCGUAUAGUCCGAUGGGCACACCAAUAACACAAAAGGAUUAUUUUUUACAGAAGCAACAACUAACGCAACAACAACAAAUGCCCGUGCUCAAGAUUCCUUCCCUCAUGGUGAACCAACUACAAGUGAGAACAAACUCAUUACCUGGUGAAUUACAAAAAGGAAAAUGUCCAGUAUCACCAAACACAAGGUUACCAACCGGUAAAAGAAACUCCGAUUCAGUAAUCUCGGCUCCAAGGCUCCCCAGUGUAAAUGAAUUAACACUGAACUUGCCUGUUUUCAAUCCCAAUUUGAACAUCAAGAGAAAGCGCUCAGCAUAA